AUGUCAUCGUUAAUAACGCCUGAAGUGCAGGUGCUAAUAGAUCCAGUAGUGGCAACCCUUAAACGACAUCAAAUUCAAGAUGAUAAAGAAAUGGCAUUAACUAUAUCUCAAUUAUUAAUGAAAAUUAUAGCGGUUGCAAGAUGGUCAAAUAUAAAUGACUUGAUAAAAAUCAUAAGAAAAGUUGGAGUAAUAUUAGAUAAAGCAUAUCCCAAAAAUGUUAUACCUGGUAAUAUAGUGAGAAGAGUAUUAGCUUUAAUACGUGAUGAAAUUGAAACUGCAAAUGAAGAAAAUAAUCAGAAUUUAAAUAACAAUCAAACCAAUACAACCAAUAUCCCAAUGAUGAGUUCAAUGUUUAGCUUAUUAACUACAAAUACUACUGAUACUGAGUCUACCAAUAAUACUCCACAACCAUCCAAAAAACAAACAAGUGAAUUGAGAAGUAUCUUAAUUCAAGGAAUAAAAGAUUUAGUUGAUGAAAUAUCAACAGUUAAUGAAAAUUUAGAAACUAUGAGUGUUGAUUUAAUCCAUGAUAAUGAAAUAUUAUUAACACCAACACCAACAUCAGAUACUGUAUUACAUUUCUUAUUGAAAGCAAGAUCGAAAAGAAAAUUCACUGUCUUAGUUACUGAAAAUUACCCAAACAAUUUAAAACAAUCACAAUUAUUUGCCAAAAAAUUAGCUGAAAAUAACAUUGAAACGAUUUUAAUUCCAGAUACUACCACUUAUGCAGUAAUGUCAAGAGUUGGGAAAGUUAUAUUGGGGACAAAUGCAGUAUUUUUAAAUGGUGGUUGUUUAUCAUCAAGUGGAGUAGCAAGUGUUGUUGAAUGUGCAAAAGAACACAAGACUCCCGUAUUCGCAGUUGCCGGAUUAUAUAAAUUGUCACCAUUGUACCCAUUCACAAGAAAUGAUUUAAUUGAAGUUGGAAAUUCUGGAAAAGUUUUAAAUUAUAAUGACUACAAUUUAGUUGAUAAUGUUGAAGUUGUAAUGAACCCGCUCGAUGAUUAUAUACCACCUGAACAUAUUGAUAUUUUUAUUACAAAUGUUGGUGGAUUUGCUCCAUCAUUUAUUUACAGAAUUGUGUUGGAUAAUUAUAAAACUGAAGAUAAUAAUUUGGAAUAA
Lodderomyces jiufengensis is the source of this 1119-nucleotide messenger RNA. It is a transcript of the gene GCD7, whose product is annotated as translation initiation factor eIF2B subunit beta. The record is from RefSeq and is a predicted model, not a curated record. Lineage: Eukaryota; Fungi; Ascomycota; Pichiomycetes; Serinales; Debaryomycetaceae. The transcript has a single exon. Gene Ontology annotation, molecular function: translation initiation factor activity; guanyl-nucleotide exchange factor activity. Gene Ontology annotation, biological process: translational initiation. The coding region runs from base 1 to 1119 and encodes 372 amino acids. Gene Ontology annotation, cellular component: eukaryotic translation initiation factor 2B complex.